UUCCGGCGGCAACGGAGGGAUGGGGCCGGAGGUGGCGGCGGUGCCGGUGCUGUUGCCGGUUCUGGUGCUGGCACUGGGCGCGGCGGUGAGCGGCGGUUCCGGGCCUGUCACUUGCGGCUCCGUGGUCAAGCUGCUCAACGUGCGGCACAAUGUCCGCCUGCACUCGCAUGAUGUGCGCUACGGCUCCGGCAGCGGGCAGCAGUCGGUGACCGGGGUGUCGGCGGCGGAUGACGGGAACAGCUACUGGCGGGUGCGGCCCCGCACGGCCGCCGCCUGUCCCCGGGGCACCCCGGUGCGCUGCGGCCAGGCCAUCCGCCUCACCCACCUGGGCACCGGCCGCAACCUCCACAGCCACCGCUUCACUUCUCCGCUCUCUGGGAACCAGGAGGUGAGCGCCUUCGGGGAGGACGGCGAGGGUGACUACCUGGAUGACUGGACAGUGGUGUGCAGUGGGACCUACUGGGCUCGGGAGGAAGAGGUUCGGUUCCAGCACACCUCCACCGAGGUCUUCCUCUCGGUGACGGGGGAGCAGUACGGGCGGCCCAUCCAUGGGCAGAAGGAGGUGCAUGGCAUGGCCACCUCCAGCCAGAAUAACUACUGGAAGGUGAUGGAGGGCAUCUUCAUGCAGCCCAGCGAGGGUUUCAAAGCAGAGCAGUACCACACUGAGUUGUGAUGGACAGACAGACUGCCAGUGAGCCCCGAGGUGCUGCCCAGUGGGGUUCAGGGACACUUUUGAUGUGGGGGAUGGGCCCUGUACCAAUGUGGGUUUGACACAUGCCAGGGUGCAGAGCCACAAAUACAACACCAAGUAGAUCCCAAAGUCCUGAAUUCGAUGUAGAGCAGAGCCUGGUGUCCUAAAUCUGAGACAAAGCAGAUCCCAGUGUCUGGACCUAAUCCAGAGCAGAGCCCAUCAUCUGAGAUUCAGCACGAAGUGGGUCCUCACAUCCAAGACCUAACACAAAGAAGGUCCCUGUGUCCAAGAUCCAACAUGAAGCAGAUCGUCACAUCCUAAAUCCAUCCCAAAGCAAGUCUUCAUGUCCAGACCUGACCCAAAGUAGAGCCCAAGGACUGAGAUCCAGCAUGAGACAAUUCCCCACAUCCAAGCUCCAACAUGAAGCAGACCUCCACAUCUUAAACCCAAAGCAGAUCUCAACAUCCACACCUGACCCAGAGCUAGUCCCCAUGUCUAAGAUCCAACAUGAUGCAGGUCUCUACCUCCUAAACCCAGCUCAAAGCAGACCCCAGCAGUCAAGCCUGACCCAAAUCAGAGCCCCACAUCCAAGAUCCAACAUGAAGCAGGUCACCAUGUCCUAAGCCCCACAGAAAAUAGAAUCCAACAUCCUCACCUGACCCAAAGCAGGACCUCAUGUCUCAGAUCCAACCUAAAGCAGGUUCCCCUCAAAUCCAC
Messenger RNA from Calypte anna (Anna's hummingbird), 1408 nucleotides. It is a transcript of the gene SDF2, whose product is annotated as stromal cell derived factor 2. Lineage: Eukaryota; Metazoa; Chordata; Aves; Apodiformes; Trochilidae. The record is from RefSeq and is a predicted model, not a curated record. The transcript is spliced from 3 exons. The coding region runs from base 20 to 673 and encodes 217 amino acids.